Molecule: messenger RNA, 531 nt
Organism: Pseudogymnoascus destructans
Lineage: Eukaryota; Fungi; Ascomycota; Leotiomycetes; Thelebolales; Thelebolaceae
Exons: 2
Coding region: 1-531 (176 amino acids)
Source: RefSeq, a predicted model, not a curated record
AUGGCGGAUGAAGCAUCUAACCAGCGCCGCAAGCGAUGCCUUGCUGAUGAGAGCGCCGACCAGUCGCCUACUUCAUGGAGUGAGGGAGUGCGUACAAGGAACAGGCCGAAGAGGGACCAAAGAAUGAGCCCGAAGAAGGUAGCAGAAAUCGUUGAAACCCUGGUGAAAGCAUUAAACAAAAGGAAAAGGCAGACGCUAAACAAAGUUGGGAGUUCGAGGUCUCCGGAAUGGUACAAGGCUAUGGCGAAAGAGUUGAAUGCUAAGCCUUCCGACCCAGUCGCUACGGAUAAGAGCGAUAUUGAGCAAGAGCUUCGGUCAGGAUCCUCCAUUCUGGUCCUGGAGAGCACACCGAGCAGGCGGAGUCAUUGCCGGGCCCUGCUGUGUCUUCGACAUAAGCUGACUGGCAUUAUUAAUAUCGAGUCCGACUAUCGUUUCAACCUCAAGGACUUGACAGGGAGACGGGCUGGCGAUUUAUCUCACCACCUACGGACCGCUGGUCUCAAGGAUGACUCGCUUCCACCCGAUGGUUGA